Molecule: messenger RNA, 924 nt
Organism: Trichomonas vaginalis G3
Lineage: Eukaryota; Parabasalia; Trichomonadida; Trichomonadidae
Product: Arp2/3 complex-mediated actin nucleation
Exons: 1
Coding region: 1-924 (307 amino acids)
Biological process (GO): Arp2/3 complex-mediated actin nucleation; actin filament polymerization
Cellular component (GO): Arp2/3 protein complex; actin cytoskeleton
Molecular function (GO): actin filament binding; structural constituent of cytoskeleton
Source: RefSeq, a predicted model, not a curated record
AUGAUUAUUCUUGAAGCCCACUCCGCCAUUGUCAAGACAUUACUUGAACGCAGCCUUGAUCCAAACGACAAGCUUUCUGAAUCAUACGAAUGCUGCGAUUUCGAUGGCGUCAGCUUCCUUAUCCGUCUUGAAAAACCAAAGGGCGCCAAGGAUGAGAACGCUAAGUAUCCAGUUCGCGUUGAAAUGAAGCUUCCAUGCUGGGAAGCUAUCAAGCAGUAUGGUGCUGAAGAGAGAUACAAAGAGCUUUAUGGCAAAUGGAAAGUCGCUCCAACAGAUGGCAGAACACACGCUGUUGUUGUCAAUCUUUGGGAAAUGAGUGCUGCAGAGCAAAAGGCUACAAUUGAGCUUAUUGCUAACCUCAAGCCAAAUAUGCUCGGCGCUCCAUUCCUUUGGGUUGCCAAGAAGGUUAAUGCUAAGGAGAACUUCGCCCCAUUCGAAAUCCCAUACCGUGCCCACACAGGCGAAUCAAUUUUCCUUUCCCCAGCUGAAAAGGGCGCUACUGCCAUUUUCACAAUCCGCUUCAACGACCCAGGCGAUCGCAUCAUCGGUAACGUUUUCUUCGGAGAACUUGCUGCUGCUCGUACACGUGUUCGAUCUGCUCCAAUUGUCGCAUUCUCUGAUAAAUGCCCAGGUGAACUCGAGGCCUUCCAUCUCCGCCCAGAAGUUAAGGAUGGCUCACUCUUUGCUUAUGUUUCUAUGAGCCUUCUUGCUGCUUCCCUCUCUGAGCGUAAGCGCCAGGAUACAUCUGUCUAUGUUCCAAUGUUCAGAGAUUAUCUUCACUAUCACAUUAAGUGCACAAAGGCCUUCCUUCACCAGAAGAUGCGUAACCGCACAGCUCUUCUUCUUAAGAUCCUCGAUGAAGCCAAGCCAGAACCAAAGGUUAAGGUCGCUAGAACUGUUACCGGCAAGAUCGUCAACCACUAA